Exophiala xenobiotica is the source of this 1285-nucleotide messenger RNA. RefSeq lists its product as uncharacterized. The transcript is spliced from 2 exons. Gene Ontology annotation, molecular function: ATP binding; 4 iron, 4 sulfur cluster binding; ATP-dependent FeS chaperone activity. The record is from RefSeq and is a predicted model, not a curated record. NCBI's taxonomy places the organism in Eukaryota, Fungi, Ascomycota, Eurotiomycetes, Chaetothyriales, Herpotrichiellaceae. Bases 95 to 1078 code for a protein of 327 amino acids. Gene Ontology annotation, cellular component: mitochondrion. Gene Ontology annotation, biological process: mitochondrial respiratory chain complex I assembly; iron-sulfur cluster assembly.
UUUCUUCUCUCUUCUACACCAAGCACAUCAUGCAUUGAAAUCUGUCCCGGCUGCACCCAGACGACAUCUAUCCCAGCACGAAGGCAUCAAGACUAUGCGCAAGUGCUUCAGCACAUGCGCGAGAACCUUGAGCCAUGAAAAUCCCCUAGGCCUCCCCCGCCGGGGCGACAAGCCUCCACCACCUACCAUCCCACGCGCUCAACGCGGCCUCCCCGCCAAACGCCCUCUCCGACACGUCGCGCACACGAUCGCCAUCUCCUCCGCGAAAGGCGGCGUCGGCAAAUCCACGCUCGCCGCGAACCUGGCCCUAUCCUUCUCGCGCCACGGCCUGCGCACAGGCAUCCUCGACACCGACAUCUUCGGACCCAGCGUGCCCACACUCCUGGGCCUGACCGACCCUUCGAUUUCCCAACCAUCCCUCACACAAUCUCAGCAACUCAUUCCGCUGACGUCUCAUGGCCUGCGGAGCAUGUCCAUGGGUUACCUCCUCCCCUCGGAGUCGGCGCCCGUCGCCUGGCGCGGGCUGAUGGUCAUGAAAGCACUCCAACAACUGCUGCACGAAGUCGAUUGGUCCCCGGGCAUCGACAUUCUCGUGCUGGACAUGCCCCCAGGCACGGGUGACGUGCAACUCACCAUCGGCCAACAGGUGCAGCUCUCGGGCGCUGUGGUGGUCAGCACACCCCAGGACAUCGCGCUCAAAGACGCCGUGAAAGGUGUCGAGAUGUUCCGCAAGAUGGAUAUAAACGUGCUGGGCAUGGUGCAGAACAUGAGCGUCUUCGUAUGCCCGCAUUGCGGCACAGAGACCAAGAUCUUCGCACACGCAAAUACACAUGGACAUUCCGGACACGACGGGGCCGGAGGAGGAGGAGGCGGGAUGGGCGGCGCAGAGAGCAAGGCCAAAGAGCUGGGCGUGGAGUUUCUGGGCGAUGUCCCGCUUGACGCGAGGAUAUGCGCCGAUGCGGAUAGGGGGAUGCCGACUAUCGUCGCCGAGGAGGCGAGCGGUGUUAAAGUCAACACGGGAUACUAUGAGCGUAUAGCGGAGAAGGUCGCAAGGAAGAUUGGCCUUGCUUGGACCUGAUCACAGCCCCAUCAUGCGACCUUGUGUAUUCUCUAAAUUCACAGGAUUGGUGGCACUGCGCAGAGGAGAAGAGUACCCUCCCUGAUGCCAGUGUGCUUUGUGAAAUUCAUGCGCCUCGAUACGGAUGCUUGAUGGAAAAUCUAAGACUAUAAUAUUUUGAAUGUCUCUUAAUCAUAGUGCACUAAGCAAAGGCUUGUGUCAUGUCAG